Magnusiomyces paraingens is the source of this 5022-nucleotide messenger RNA. RefSeq lists its product as uncharacterized. Gene Ontology annotation, biological process: establishment of mitotic sister chromatid cohesion; establishment of protein localization to chromatin; replication-born double-strand break repair via sister chromatid exchange. The transcript has 4 exons. The record is from RefSeq and is a predicted model, not a curated record. Bases 1 to 5022 code for a protein of 1673 amino acids. NCBI's taxonomy places the organism in Eukaryota, Fungi, Ascomycota, Dipodascomycetes, Dipodascales, Dipodascaceae. Gene Ontology annotation, molecular function: chromatin binding. Gene Ontology annotation, cellular component: Scc2-Scc4 cohesin loading complex.
AUGGCUGCUGACGGGUGGAAGUCUGCUCCAACAGAGCCCCGCGAGGCUCUCCAGUACACUCCCCUCGUCUCCAUCCUUCCAGUCCAGUCAGUUGCACAUUCCCUACCUCUGCCUGAGGCUGGCCUGCCAGACAGACCUCUCCAGUUUCUUUCACGCGACGAACAAAUUAUCGCGUCUCAAAAUUAUGAAGCUCUCAACGUGCCUAUUGAGACCCAAGCUCAAGAAGACUUUUUUCGUACUCAAGCCGGCCACAUUAUCCAGAAAACUAGCGCUGUAGACCUUUCAUUUUUACAGUUCAGACACCAUGAUCUUCCGGAUCCAGGAACUGUCCAAUCAUCUGUUUCCUUAGGACCUCUUGCUGCAAACCUUUUCCAGAAUUCAGCAUUUUCAUAUUCAGUUGCUCCUCCUAUCAACCGACCUCAGACCAUUGUGCAUAUUCCACCGCCGCCGCUAGACGAGCCAAAUAUGCAACCCUACUCAAUCCCACAAAAUGAUCCCAUCACCAACAUCAAGAAAACAAACGUCAUCAAAAGACCUAAAGAAAGUAAAAAGACAAAACUUAAGAAAAAGGAGGCCCAGUUUGACGACCUCCUGUCUUCCAUAUUUGAAGCAAAUGACUCAUUUGCCCAAGACACAUCCGAGCGCUCCACAGAGUCUUCAGAAAAGGAUUCCAUGUGGCUGGUUCGUUACUCAACUUCCCUCCCCUGUCUUUCCAAUGCAUAUCUUGUCAACCUCGAAGACUCAAUACGCAAACUCGAAUCGUCAACCUUUUAUAAAGAGCUCGAGGUGGAAAAAAUCAUCAACCUCCAACGUAUUCUCGAGCGUGCAAUCAAAAAUGGCGAAUCAACUGUUCUAUCUCCCUCACAAGUCCUUGAUCUCGAAUAUCAAGAUAUCGUUGAUCAUACCUACACUCUCGACAACACACUCAAGGCUAUUAAAGUUCUCUUCCGCAUCUGGAUCUCGGGAAGAACAGACAAGGCUCUCUUUUCCGAAGAUCUUUUAACGGAGGUGACUGAGUUUAUUUCUAAAAUCAUGGAAACUGAAAUCCUCCCCUUAUGUGAACAAGAAGUCGCCUCUCACCCUAUAUUGAAAACUAAAAAUUACUAUAGUGCCCUGAUCCAGGAGCUUUGCCGAAUCUUUGAACUCUACUCUAACCUAAUUUCAACCUCCUUUUUAAACGAGUCAUCUGUCACAAAACUAGAGUUUCUUUCCAUAAAAAUCGUCUUCUUCGAAGUCUCUCUUAAACCAAAAGACAUGCUUGUGACCUUCACACUUCUCGAAUCACUCAAGGUCGCAAACAUGCUCCUCAUCUCUACCCUCUUUGGAUACUACCCAGAUCAACACUCGUUCCUUCUCGAUGAAAUCUUAAGUAACUUUGCAAAAGUCACGGGGUCAAAAUCGUCCCGCGUUUACCAUUGUUCCAAUGGUAUUUCUGUCCAGCUCGUAACUGCUCUUAUUACUAAAAUCAUCCAAACAGUCGGCCCCACUAGUAAAGAUUUAUUUAACGUUUUUAUCGGAGACAUGCCCGAAAAUGAGAUUAAUGAAAAACGCACCCAGAUGACUACUCUUUGUACAGACCGUAUUCGCCAAGCAUCUAAAAACUCUGCAGAAAUCCUCCAGUAUCUCAUCUCGCGUGCCAUCAAAACAACAAAAACUGGUGACUCUCCUUUCAGAAGUUUAAUUGAAAGCUUCACGGAUGACUUUGCAAAACUUCUUACCAACCCUGAAUGGCCAGCAGCAGAACUUCUUCUUACUACUCUUUCGAUAUCCCUUAUGAAUCUUUUGGAUAAAGACAAUGAGGGUGUCACUGCAUCUACAAUGGCUUUAGAGCUUCUUGGAAACAUUGCCAUGAAAAUUGGCAACUUUAAGAAAAACGAGGAUCAGGUCAUUGAACUUGCUCUCAAUAUAUCUACUGUUUCUUUUAACGAAUACUGUGACAUUGCUAGCCAAAACCUUGGGUAUCUACAAUCCUUGAUCCCCAAGGGUAUGGGCGCAAUCUCUUCUUAUCAGUACUUCUUGACUCUCUUUACAUCUAUUCUUACUUCUAUCUGGCACGGAACAAAACCUCAAGAUAUCGAGGAAGUCAAUGAAGAUACUCGGAGUAAAAUUGCUCUUCAUGAAGCUGCGGAAAAUCAACUUAACCAGAUCCUAGCACGCGGUAAAGAAGGUUUAUGGGUUUCGGAACCAAUUCUUUCUAGCCCUGAAGCUGAUAAAAACUAUAAGAGAUUUUUAUUUUCUCGAAAUAUGGUCCAGCUUUACGAUCGCAUUUUAAAUUCUAUUCUUCGUUCCCUCAAUCACUCAAAAAUCAAUAUUCGUACAAAAGCAUUGCGUACUGUGUCUUCGUUGCUUGCACAAUCACCAGACAUUUUCUCUCUCCCCCAAGUUCAGAAAUCUUUAUCUGAAAGAAUUGUUGACGUUUCCACUCAGGUUAGAGAAGCAUCAGUUGAUAUUGUGGGCAAGUAUAUGGUCUUUAAACCUCAGUUUGCCAAAGACUUUUACAUGGUGGUCUGCGAUCGGUCAAGCGAUACCGGUGCAGCUGUUCGCAAGCGUGUCAUUAAGCUGCUCCAUUCUAUUUACCACAUUGUCGAAGAUGAACAUAUCAAGAUUGAAAUCACUGAACGUAUUAUUCGUCGCAUUGAUGACGAGGAAAAGUCAAUUAGUGAGCUUUCUACAGGGAUUUUAACAGAAUUGUUUUUCCCGCCUAUGAAGUCCAAAUCUGCUGGUGAUAUGGUUGACGAGUUUGAGCAGCGCAAGACUGCACGCGAGAUUGCAUCAAUUUUGCUUGCUGUGUGGUCCCGUGGUGACAAAAACUCGCGUUUUCUUCGGGACUUGUUUAUAAAACUUUUCCACCCAAUCAGGGGCACUGCUUCCCCGGCUGUAAAGAUCACAGCCAAAUAUUUGAUUGAAGACUUGGUUGAACAAGCCUCGCAGUAUCAAUCACUAUCUCAAGCAGAAAAGAUUCUCGGACUUUUGUCUGACAUUAUAGGUGCAAAUGGGUCGUUUAUGAUCCAAGAUCACUUAAUGCUCCUUAGUGGGUUUAUUUCCGAUGAAUCCCCUGAAGCGCAAAACUGCUGUUACUAUACCCUUUGUAUUUUCCACAAAACUCUUGACAAGAUGGGCCCACUUCGCCCCCAACUCCUAAAAGACUUGCAGGGCACUCUUUUGAAGCGACUUGGAAAGUUUAACUUUAAGGAGCUUUCUGAAGCUAUUCCUUGUCUUUGGGUAGUUUCAGUUAUGAAGGGAGAAGCAGAAAAAGUUGCCAAGGUUUGCAAAUCAUGUAUGGCUUCUGUCGAGCCCAGUUACCGAAAGGCCUUGGCCAAAACCCCAGUUGAAGACCAACGCCUCAAUAAGUUUUUGUUCAUUCUUGGAAACAUUGGACAAUACUGUAACCUUGAUGAAUAUAUAACGCAACUUUCUGCUUUCCAACAAAAGAACAAUAUCAAAACAACUCUCCCCGAGCUUAUCAUUGCCAAGUGUACAGUUUUUGCGGACCCAGUUCAGUCCAUAAAAACUCGCAAAAUGGCAAUCAAAAAUAUCUGCAAUAUUUGCACAACCCAUCCACUAUUGUUUCUUUCUGCACCUGUUCUAAAGGUUCUUGAUGCUGUGUUUAAAGACUCCGAUGAUUCAUUAAAAGAUACUUUGAUGCGAUCUUUCACUUCCUUCUUAUACUAUGAAGAAGAUGUUGCUAACGCCAAGUCGGCAAUGAAAAACACGAACAAACCUGACAAUGUUGACUUGGAAGUUUUUUUGGGUGUUACAGACAAAUUUCAUAAUGAUGGUGCAUCUGCAUCUUUAAUGCAACGUUAUCUCACUAAUAUUAUGGAUCUGGCACUUUCCGGAGAGACAGAAUUUGCUCACACUGCAUGUCUUUUACUUGAACGUAUCAUUAGACAAGGUUUGGCUAACCCCCGUAUCGCUAUCAGCACAAUUAUUGCUUUAGAAACGUCCAAGAAGCGCGAUAUUUCCGUCAUUGGGCGCGAGAUGCAUACAAAGCUUCACGACAAGCACGAAAGUUUGAUUGACGGAAGUUAUGUCGAAGGUGCAAAGCAUGCUGCAAACUAUCGCAUUAAAGUAUCGUCAAAUUUGUUUAAAGAGUUUGAUAACUUUUCCGGCUUUUACCAUUUUCUCAAAAAUAGCCGUCAGGCAAAGAAAAAAUUCCUUCUUGGAUUAUGUCGCACUUUUGAUUUUGAGCCAACUCAGGAUUUUAAUGAGCUUGAUCAUCAUAUCAAGUAUCUUGUAUAUAUGUCAAACUCACUCUCCACUCUUCAUUUUUACAUGGCUGAAGAGGUCAUGUACUUAAUCCACGGUCUUGAUAAAAUCAUAUCUAGCACUGGUGUAUCUGUGUCACACUACUGCGAAAAGAUUUUAGAAAAGUUUCAGGAAACAGAGCAGACCAAAACCGAAUCCACUCAACAAAUUUCCGAGAUACAAGAAGAGGAGACUAUUGAUCUUACUGCAAUUUUAGACGCAAGUAGAGUGGGAGAAUUCAUCCAUGUGGAUUCUAGCGCACUUGCCAAAAGUUCUGGUUCCACACAAACUAUUGUUGAUGGGCCCGGGAACAGGUCCGCUAAAAAUAUUGAGGAGACUGUAAGUCCUGAAGAACUCGAGCGGUACGCGAGAUCUGCGGUUCUUGUAAAUAUACUAUGGGAUCUGCGCCAAUUCUUGCGCAAGGCGUACAAUUUUUCUGAAGAACGGAUUCAGAGUUUUGACAUUAGCAAGCUUGGAAAAGAUCCAAAAGCAGCAUCGCGCUCUGUCGCUCAAAUGUAUGAGAAGUUGGAUAUAGAUCGCACGGUGGACUUAAAUAGUAGCUUCACAGAGAACCCCAAGGCAAACCUUGCUCGAAUCGAGGCAUUUGUUACUCACGUUUCGCCAGACUCUUUAAAUCCUGACGACUACUUUGAUGGAGAAGGAGAUGAAACGCUUGUUUCAAAUACAAGCCAGCCGGCAACAAAAAAACGAAGUCAUAAUGGAAGCUCUGGCAGCCACCACGGAUCGAAAAAAUCUCGCCAUAAUAAUGAUUAA